GCCAUCUCUUUCCAUCUGCGCUCUGUGAGAUCUGCUGAAUAUUUUGCUGCCUCUACAUUCUGCGCUUUCUGACUGCGAACGUAUACCAAGAUCAUAACGCCAUGGCUGAAGCGAUCCAGCAGCUGAUCCUGGACACACUAGAUAAAUUUGGUACCAUCCAGGAUACCAGGACUCUGGUCCUCCCAGGACAUACACAACCGGCUGCCAACCAUGACUCCCAGAUCAUCAUUUUGGGUGCUCUCAACUCGCUCGCGAGUCGCGAAAUGAUUACCUAUACUACACAAGAGACUGUAUCUCAUGUGCUCACUCCGGAGGGUUCACAAAUUGCGCUGCAAGGAUCCCAUGAGGCUCGCGUUUGGGCAGCGGUGCCCUUCAAAGGCGAGGGCGCGCCGAUGACUCCGAAGCAAUUGGAGGAAAGAGUAGGGGCGGACAUUGCGAAGAUCGGGCAGGGCCGUGCGUUCAAAAACAAGUGGGUCGGCAAGGAAGGGGGUGGUCUGGUCAAGAUCGCGUCAGAAAUCGUCGAUGUCACGCAGCUGGAAAUGCGUGAAGUUGAUUCGUCCGGCACGUUGAAGGUGGGAGAGAAAGAGCUGGCGGAACUGAGAAAGCGCAAGCUCAUCAUGCAAAGAAAAGGCCAAUGGUUCACUGUCCGCAAAGGGCCCGCCUUUAGCACCUCCAUCGUCAAGCCCGAGACUGAUUUAACCAUUGACAUGCUCGCGACUGGUUCAUGGAAAACAUCUACAUACAAGAAGUAUAACUUCGACGCAGAAGGUCUCCCCACAAAUGGUGGUGCGCUGCAUCCUCUUCUCAAAGUUCGCGACGAGAUCCGAAACAUCUUUCUGGAGAUGGGUUUCGCAGAGAUGCCAACAUCGUCCUUUGUCGAGUCUGGUUUCUGGUGUUUCGAUGCCCUCUUCGUACCUCAACAACAUCCUGCUCGCGAAGUGCAGGACACCUUCUACUUAUCGGACCCAUCAACAUCCCUCCCACCACCGGAAGCCUACUACUCACGCGUCUGCAAGGUACAUGAACACGGUGGGUACGGAUCCACAGGGUAUCGUGCUCCCUGGUCCGACGCUGAGUCGCGUAAGCUGCUUCUACGCACUCAUACCACCGCCUCGUCCGCUGCAAUGCUCUGGAAGCUGGCCGCGAAAUGCCGAGGAGAAAGGGACGAGGACUUGGCAGGAGAGGCAGCGCAUCCUACCCCGCUGAAAUCUGGUGAUGACGGGUUUAGGCCAGCCAAGCUGUUCAGUAUCGAUCGCGUCUUCCGGAAUGAGACGAUGGACGCGACGCAUCUGGCAGAGUUCCACCAGGUCGAGGGUGUCGUUGCUGAUCGAGGAUUGACUCUCGCGGAUCUCAUUGGUUUCAUGAGAGUGUUCUUCAAGAAAAUGGGUAUCGAGAACCUCAGGUUCAAGCCUGCAUACAAUCCAUACACUGAGCCAUCCCUCGAGAUAUUCGCUUUCCAUCCGCAACUGCGCAAGUGGGUUGAAGUUGGCAACAGCGGGAUGUUCCGGCCUGAGAUGCUGGAGCCCAUGGGCUUCCCGAAGGACGUACAUGUUCAUGGUUGGGGCAUUGGGCUGGAGAGACCUACAAUGAUUCGUUAUGGUAUCAACAACAUCCGAACGCUCGUCGGUCACAAGGUCUCGAUAGAGGGCGUAGAGAAGUCUCCUGCUGUGAGGUUCUGAAAAAGGUUGUCCGCAACAAUAAUCGUGGAAGUUGAUGAACGACGUCUGCGAGAAGCCCUUCACAUGUAGCAAGAUACCAUCUAUCAUGACGUUAUGAUCAUCUUGUUUGCCAUUCAAGCGUGCUAAAGUUACAUGGUACAACUCGUGGAAAAUCUAUCAUUGAGACUGCUUUAGAAUGAAAAGAUUGCUGCGUUCUUCCGCGAUCCAAACAUGUAAACCAAUGCUUGGCUCGUGAACAACCCGACGGUAAUACCGAUAGUGACCGCGAUCAUCGCACUUCCAAUAUCUAUGCCACUGCCUUGCGCAGUGAUACCUCCUGCUUGUGACAGGCCAGAUGGCACAAGGAAGAGCACACCCGUGACCAUGGCCGUGAAAGCAGUCCCGCCGAAUCUCCGAGAGU
Molecule: messenger RNA, 2079 nt
Organism: Laetiporus sulphureus 93-53
Lineage: Eukaryota; Fungi; Basidiomycota; Agaricomycetes; Polyporales; Laetiporaceae
Product: phenylalanine-tRNA ligase
Exons: 10
Coding region: 102-1679 (525 amino acids)
Biological process (GO): phenylalanyl-tRNA aminoacylation
Cellular component (GO): cytoplasm; cytosol; phenylalanine-tRNA ligase complex
Molecular function (GO): tRNA binding; phenylalanine-tRNA ligase activity; ATP binding
Source: RefSeq, a predicted model, not a curated record